This is a messenger RNA of Symbiodinium sp. CCMP2456, 603 nucleotides long. The record is from the annotation of a GenBank genome assembly. NCBI's taxonomy places the organism in Eukaryota, Dinophyceae, Suessiales, Symbiodiniaceae.
AUGGCCAAGCUUUGCAAGAGCAUUGCCCCGGGCCGAUUGCGACCAGCCGAAAUCCCGGCUUUGAAAGUGGACCCGGGAAAGGUCACCGACAUCUUCUUCGACUUCGAUGGCACUUUAACUGCUUCAAACAAAGAGGGGGUUUCUGGAUAUGUUCUGCCCUUGCUGGAAAGAUGUGCGGGGCUUCGCAUUUCCGAUUGUAUUGAGGGCCCUAGCCGUGGCCGCGACAUACUAACCUGGAAGGAGUUGGACCUUCGCAUGGCGGCUGCCGUGCCAGAAGCAAUUUUAGGCGAGACAUCAGUGCUUGGCAGCCUAGCAGUGCGUCAGCACCUCGCAAGCUCCUUAAAGCUGCUGGUGGCUUCCGGAAUCCGACUGCACCUGCUGACCAUGGGCACACCGCAGACGUCGAAGGCACUGCUUGGGGCAGCGGGUUACGACCUGAACCUCUUCUGCAGCUUUUUGGGCCCCUUUGACAUGGCGAAGAACCAAUCGCUUCGAAACCUCUUUGAUAAUGGCGACACGGACGGGCAGGAAGCGGCUGAAAGCUUCCAGUUCGACGUCCAGGAAGAUAUCGACGCUCUGCAUCACCUACAACGGACAGGAGAU